AUGGCAGAUAUCGAAGCUAUGUUCCACCAAGUAGUUGUGACACAGGAGCACAGAGACGCACUGAGAUUCCUCUGGUGGAACAAUGAGCAUAUGUCCAAGCCUCCUGCUACGUACCGAAUGAAGGUACAUCUGUUUGGGGGAGUGUGGAGUCCUUCAUGUGCGGCAUUUGCCCUACAACGAACAUUCCAAGAUCACGGCAAAUAUCUUCAUGAGGAGAUCCAGAAGGAAGUGCCACAGUCGGAGAAGGCUGUGGGAGAGAAGGAAAUCCUAUUGGGUGACAAGUUGCCCACGGUACGAGCGCUGGGCAUUCUGUGGGACCUGAAAGAGGACGAAUUAGCAGUGCAAGUCCGAAUACCAAAGAAACCAGAGACGAAGCUGGGUCUCCUAAGCAUGAUCAGCUCUAUAUAUGACCCUUUGGGUUUUCUUGACCCUAGUGUCAUAAGAGCAAAGAUGAUCUUCCAGGAAGACGACACUUCUCAGCGUGCCUAUGGCGUGGUGUCAUACCUGAGGAUGACGAAUGCAGAAGGAGCACAUCAAAUCUCCUUUGUGUGUGGUAAGGCCAAGCUGGCCCCUCUGAAACAACAGACCAUACCCCGUCUUGAAUUGUGUGCUGCAUCGGGGCCUGAAUGGAAUGGAUCUCUCGAGGAGCAGCAGAUGGAUUCAAGGGCCGGCCCAGCUUUUCUCUCUUUAGAUGAAGGUCAGUGGCCAAGGAACGACUUAAAGAUUCAAAAUCUCACUGAUGAGGACCCAGAAGUGAAAAAGGAAACUACAGUACUGGCAACUAACGUAAGUCAAGGACAAGACAUCCUGGAGAAAUUAUGGAACAGAUACUCCUCUUGGUAUAGGCUCCUGAAAGGAGUAGCAUGGAUUAAGAGAUUCCUACAAUGGCUGGUUGGGAAGAAAGAUGGGACAUGUCAUCAAGGUAACAGACUCUUGGCAAGAGAGGUAGAAGAAGCAAGGCUUGUGGUAUUGAAGUGCCUGCGAGAGAAACACUUCUCUCAAGAAAUUAAAACAUUAAAAGGGACACAGCGUGUAAGGCACGGUGAAAUGAGUCGAUUAGAAACCCAUUUGGGCAUGGAUGGCUUGAUCAGAGUAGGCGGCCACUUGACAGACCAAAAGACCCCGAUACUGCUACCGAGGGAGGACAGACUCACGGAACUUAUUGUGCAAGAAAUACAUGCCACCAAGACUGGACACUCAGGCCGUGAAUACACACUCGCGGCAUUACACGAAAACUACUGGAUUCCUAAAUGCCGACGGCUGCUUGAUCGCGUGUUACGGACCUGUUUAGAAGGUGUCCACCGCAACGACGCCCCAUGA
Molecule: messenger RNA, 1320 nt
Organism: Portunus trituberculatus (swimming crab)
Lineage: Eukaryota; Metazoa; Arthropoda; Malacostraca; Decapoda; Portunidae
Exons: 5
Coding region: 1-1320 (439 amino acids)
Source: RefSeq, a predicted model, not a curated record